GUGUGUGUGUGUGUGUGGGAGGGGGUGGAGGAAGAGGAGGAGGAGGAGGAGGAGGAGGAGGAGGUGAUGCUACUGGUGGUGCUGGUUGUCUUUUAUCGAGCUGGAUGUGUUGACACGCAUUUCUUCUGCUCCAUCUCCAUGAUUAAACCGGCCGCCUGGAGGAGGAGAGUCACAGCAGAGUGUGGAGCAGCAGCAGCAGCAGAGGAAGAGGAGGAAGAAGAAGAGGAGGGAAACAGUCAGGAGGAAUGAGAGCGACAUCAUCUUCACCAUGCAUCCGACUAGCACCACCAGCCGUCCAUUUUCUCCCAUCAUAUGAGCCCAUGAGCCUCCAGUGUGUCUGUAUGCUGCAGACAGGCAGAGAGAGAGCAGAGCCGGCCAUGACAACAUCAUAGGCCAACGCCUCGCAGCAGCAGCAGCAGCAGCAGCAGCAGCUACAUACAGGGAAUGAAAACGCUCCCAAGAUGGUCCGCAUCGCCAAGGCCCUGGGUUUGGUUAUCCUGUGCGUCGCCGUGCUCAUCCUGUCGCUCAUCAGCUAUGUAUCCUUGCGAAGAGACAGCCUCUUCACCUCCUCCAAGUACUACAUGGGAGGCCCGAGGAUCAUGUUCCACGCAGGAUUUAGGUCUCAGUUUGCCUUGAAUUUUCUGGACCCGUCCUUCAUCCCCUUAACGAACGCCCUGAACGAGGAGCUCCAAGGAAAACCGUCCAAAUGGAAGUUCAACAAGACGGCUUUUUAUCAGCAGAGGAAAGAUAUCUUCAGCUACAUCGACAUUCCCACCAACUUCUCCCUCACGAAGAACAGGGUGCGCGUCGGCCAGCUGAUGCACUUCGACUACUCAAGCCACAAGUACGUCUUCUCCAUCAGCAAUAACUUGAAGUCGCUGCUCCCGGACACCUCUCCCAUCCACAACAAGCAUUACAGCAUGUGCGCCGUGGUGGGCAACAGCGGCAUCCUGACAGGAAGCCACUGCGGCCCGGAGAUCGACCAGGCCGACUUCGUCUUCCGCUGCAACUUCGCCCCCACGGAGGUCUACUCCAAGGACGUGGGCAAGAAGACCAACCUGACCACCUUUAACCCCAGCAUCCUGGAGAGGUACUACAACAACCUGCUGACCAUCCAAGACAGGAACAACUUCUUCCUGAACCUGAAGAAGCUGGAGGGAGCCAUCCUGUGGAUCCCUGCCUUCUUCCUUCAUACCUCAGCCACAGUGACCAGGACCCUGGUGGACUUCUUUGUGGAGCACAAGGGACAGCUGAAGGUCGAACUGGCCUGGCCGGGAAACAUAAUGCACGAUGUCAACAAAUACUGGAAGACUAAAAACCUCUCCCCCAAACGUCUCAGCACCGGGAUCCUAAUGUACACGCUGGCCUCCGCCAUGUGCGACGAGAUCCACCUCUACGGAUUCUGGCCCUUCGGCUGGGACCCCAACACGGGCAACGAUCUGCCUUACCACUACUACGACAAGAAAGGGACCAAAUUCACCACCAAGUGGCAGGAGACCCACCAGCUGCCCAGCGAGUUCAAGCUGCUCUACAAGCUGCACAGGGAAGGCGUGAUCAGACUCAGCCUGACGCACUGCUCGUAGACAUACGAUGGAUGGUUGACUCCAGAGACCCAGAUACAUCCGCUCAGCUCUAACUUCUGUUGUGACCCACGAUGCAUGAUAAGUGUUAAGGCAAUUUACGACACCCUCAUUCGACAAACCCACACUCACGUCACGCUGUAUAUCACUCGAAGAUGUCACAGACUUAUCACAGCGUUGUUACUCAUUUAUUCGGUAUAUAUUGUUGUCCUCAGCACUACACAGUUAGGACUUUUUACGCUGCUCAGUUGCUUCCAUUACUCUCCUUUGCAUGGCUGCUGGCUGUGGCUGAACAGCUCGAACUGAACUAUUUUACCUGGAUUUCGCAGAGGGGAUUCAACACAAGGUCAAAUCUUCCAGUUCUGAUUGAUUAAUCGCCUUUUACAACAGUAUACUGAUUCUGUACACUGAAAUCACUGCCUAAUCUCAGGGAAGGAGUUAGAUCAGUGUUUUUUUGUAAUCAGAUUAAAUGCCUCAAGAGAGGUGCAGUUCCUGUUUUCAGGCCUUUUUUCCCCCCAAUGAGGUGUCAGACAAUCUGCAAUGCUCUGGAAGAUGGUAUUCGUUUACAAGACUGUACUCUAUAUAUAUAUAUAUAUAUAUACCGUAUAUAUACUUGUAUGUCUUUUAUUCUCUGUAGACAGUGUGACUGUCCACUUCAAAUUUUGUUGAGAUUGUUCAAAUUUUUGGAAUAAUAAUCGACAUUCCAACAACAAGCCAUAAAUUCAUAGACAGACGAAAGUGUGUUGUCAUUAAAAUACAGAAUUUUAGAAAGUGGUGUCGGCCUACAUUAGGUUCUGAGACUAUAAGACAUUUAGAAAUAUCUUCCAACAAGACUACAAGUCUAUAGCCACGCUAGCGACUACAUUCCAGUCACAGAACUUUGAUUUUCCAAAAACAAAAAUACCCAAAAUGUUGUUUAACAACACUUUCCAGAAUCCUCAGACUCUUUUAAACAUCUGGAUUAAAAAAUAUUUAGUCUGGUGCACGAUUAAAAAAGAAAAGAAAAGAAAAGAUUUUUAACCUGUAUCCCAAAACACAGGAAAAAUAUUGACAUGUUAUUUUGUUUGAAAAUUUGAGCAAGGACAUUUCUUGAGAGUCUUGGAGGAUUUUUAAAUCUAUACCUCGAUGUAGCGUUAAGUUUGGUUAAACAAACUCCUGGGUAUUUAUUUUUCGGAUAAUCACAUGCUUAGAUCUAUGAGUCGAAUGUACAUACAUGAGUCACAAACUGGUUACACCGGUUAUUCAUAAAUUCAUUCCUAAGUUUGUGUGUAAAGUACUUUUUAAGUUCUAAUUAAACACUAGCAAGUUUAAAAAUCAAGUUGCAUCCUCGUGGUGACGAGGAGACCUCAGGAAGUCAUUGCUCCGGGCCAAGAAAUAGUAACCCCCCCGUAAAACCACAAAUUGUUGCUUUUUAAAUUUUUUUUGGUAUAAAUUAAACAAACAAGACAUAACAUGUUAAUUAGAGAGCUUUAGAGUUUCUGGUCAGGCUCUGUUUACUCAAUUUCCAGUCUUUAUACUAAGCUAAGAUAACUGUGGUAUCGAUCUUUGAAUAUCUUAGCUAGUAAAGACUUUAUUAACAUGAAUAAAGUUAAGGUUUUAGGGGGGCAAAUAACUGCCAAUCCUUUUUAAAUGUAGGUGUGACUUUGUUUCAUAUGCAUACAUGUAAAUGUUUUCUGAAGCUAGUAUUCAUGCAGUUUAGCAUGAUUGGCAAAUAUCCAAUUAUGCUAGCUAACCUAGCUGAUGUUAGUCUAAUGUUACUUGCAUAUCAUUUUGUAAUUUGGGGUAUUUUUGUGAAGCGCAAUUUAAAAUCUCUGACGUUUACAUUAUUACACAGUUCAGAUGAAAUUAGCUUUGUCAGUUGGUUCAGUUAGCUGUGCUGCAACAGUUUCACCUGCAGUUUAGUCAGUGUAAAUAUUUUAGUAACGACUAAUAUUUAUUUAAGAACUCGUUGGUGUAGUGAAACCUGUUUUAAUUUAGUAAACAAACUGAGUUUGCAUUUACGAACAGCUGCAACCAGCUCCAGAAAACACAACUGUUGGAUCAGUGAAAAAGGGAGAGACACGUUUACAAUACUUACCGGGAAAAAUGUAAAGUUCGACAAAAAGGUACCGGACUAUUUUGUGACAUAAAUCAUGGCGCUAGCGUGGCGAAAAACAUCAGGACAACAUUUUGGACAGUUUCUUCAAUACCAACAACUUAUCUUGAGGUUUACCACUAUUUCAAUUAUAAAGAUUACUAAAGAAGAGAAUUCACUAUUUAUUAUAGAGGUUUUGUUGACGGGGGAAAGUUAUUUAUUCAUCAUAUCAAUUCCAAUAUUUGUGACAUCAAACAGAAAUGAAUGAAUGUUAUGUGCAUCUCGUAUAAAGAGCAUGAUCCAUUUAAAUGACAUUGCAUGUGAAGCACUAACAAAUCUUUUAGGCUAGUUUUAUACAACCUUUUUGAAGAUUGUUUUGAGGGUAAAAAUUGACUUCUUUGCUAUUGUUUGUAUUCCUGAUGGUGUAUUCCUUAAGAAUAUCACCUUUUCUUUGUACGAGAGACGUUUGAUGGCUAAAAGAACCCUAAUAUAUUCCACAUGGGACCAAACCUCUACAGAUCAACUUAAGCUUUAUUUUUUGUAACUGUAGAUAAUCUUGGGUUCUCGAUAACAGUCCACCCCGCAGACUUGAAAGCUGGCCACAUGACCCGUCUCAUGACUCUGCGACAUGGGCUCCUCGUUACAAACUCAAUGGCUCAGGCCGAGGUUUAAUACACAGAGCGAUGCACUCAUUCACACAUAACCAGAUAGUAGUGUGUGGUUUUGUGCUCAUUCAGAUUUAGCGUGGUAGGCGUUUGCUCGACAUCCCGUCCCACACAAAGCGUUUCUUUUUUGUCCGUCUCCUUUAGACAAGAUGAUCAUUUCAGAUUUUUGUGUGCUGUCUCCAAAUCACAGUGCAGUCACCACCAUGACAACACAUAUCUGAUGAAGAAGUUUGACUUUUAGGCCAUUUAAUUGAUGCCAUAGAUGUGUACAUUUAAGGAUAGUUUCUGUAGUCCCCGUCAUUAGGAAUGUUUUGUACACCAAAGAGAGAGAAAUGUUAGCUUGACACAGAUGGAUUUGGGAUUUUGGAGGAUGUAUGACAACUAACAGCAAGUAUUAUUGUAUAAGAAAUGGAGUAUCCCUUUUUUUGAUGUUGAAUUUGAUGUUGAAUAUCACUUUUUGUGGCACAAAAAUCAUUUUAGACUUUUUUUGCUUUUCAGCCAAAGUAAUGUGGUAGAGUUUAUUUGUGACUCCAUGAAUGUCCUCGAUUUGUUUGGAAAAAUCCACUGACAUGAAUGCAGGACAUUUUCUCUUAAUUUAAAUCAAAAUCAAUGUGUAGAAUGUGUGUAAACAAUAAUGAUGCUAACAACGUCUGUGAGGAUUGUAUUUCCAGUCAGAAUAACAGUAUAGUUUUGUGCGUUACAUUUAAAAUGACAAGACAGUGACAUACACAUAACCUAAACAUAAAACGUCUUUAUUCCAAACGCAGCACAAUACAGGAUUUGUUCCAACAACCCUUUAACAUUCUUGUACUUGUGUUCGAUCUGCAUGGCAACUUUGUUCCAUAAAGCAUAAAAAAGCUUGGCCGCUUAUGUACAUGUCGUAUAAAAGUCAUAAAUCAUGUAAGUGACUUUGCUAUCUUGGUUGUUCUAACGAUCAUUCAUAUAAGAAAUGUAACCAUGUCUUAAGUGUUUUUUGAUUAUACUCCAUGAUAAAUAUACGUUAUGUGCCUGCAUAUUCCUUCCAUCAAUGCCUCAAUGUGUCAAAUAAAAACAGUAUUUUUCUCUGA
Sebastes umbrosus (honeycomb rockfish) is the source of this 5386-nucleotide messenger RNA. RefSeq names its product sia-alpha-2,3-Gal-beta-1,4-GlcNAc-R:alpha 2,8-sialyltransferase-like. The transcript has 4 exons. The coding region runs from base 462 to 1583 and encodes 373 amino acids. Gene Ontology annotation, molecular function: alpha-N-acetylneuraminate alpha-2,8-sialyltransferase activity. Lineage: Eukaryota; Metazoa; Chordata; Actinopteri; Perciformes; Sebastidae. Gene Ontology annotation, biological process: oligosaccharide metabolic process; N-glycan processing. The record is from RefSeq and is a predicted model, not a curated record.